Messenger RNA from Girardinichthys multiradiatus, 8992 nucleotides. Its product is annotated as kin of IRRE-like protein 3. The record is from RefSeq and is a predicted model, not a curated record. NCBI's taxonomy places the organism in Eukaryota, Metazoa, Chordata, Actinopteri, Cyprinodontiformes, Goodeidae. Bases 298 to 2628 code for a protein of 776 amino acids. Gene Ontology annotation, cellular component: cell-cell junction. Gene Ontology annotation, molecular function: cell adhesion molecule binding. The transcript has 17 exons. Gene Ontology annotation, biological process: synapse assembly; cell-cell adhesion.
AGGGGGGUAAGUAAGGACUGUAGACUGAGAAUGGAUGGGCAAUGUAAAACAGCGCUAGAGAGGUAGAGAGAGCGUGUGUAUUCUGAGAGUCAGCAGUGAGGAUGCAGAAAGUCCAGUCACAUCAUUAAAAGAGAGAAUGUGAGGCGGAUCGGGGCACCCAGGCACUCUGAAGAGUCAAACACACAGCAAAGAGCAACAGAGGGAGACACAGAAGAGGAAGAGUACGCUGAAGACGAGAAGGACAGAAAAGAGACAUCCAGCGUUCCUCUGGUUUUGACCUCACCAUAAUCCCCAGCCAUGAUCUCUUGGGUGCUCCUGCUCCUGUGGGUCUAUGGACAUAGGGCGGAGGCCAUGUUUUCCCAGCAGCCCCAGGACUUGGUGGUGGUGGCAGGCCAACCAGUGACAUUACCAUGCACCAUCCCUGGAUACCAUGGCGUUGUCCUGUGGAUCAAAGACGGACUGGCGCUGGGAGUCGGCAGAGACCUCUCUGGCUAUCCACGUUACACAGUGAUUGGCGACCAUGGCUCAGGGGAGCAUCAUUUGCGCAUCCAGCGUGUCGAGCUGAUGGACGACGCAGUGUUCGAGUGCCAGGCCGUUCAGGCAGCCAUGAGGUCCCGUCCUGCCCGGCUCACUGUGCUGGUUCCCCCGGACGACCCAGUGAUCAGUGGAGGACCUGUGGUGAGCCUGAGAGCCGGUGAUCCUUUAAACCUGACGUGCCACGCUGACAAUGCCAAACCUGCGGCCUCCAUUAUUUGGAUUCGCAACGGAGAGGUCCUUAACGGGGCAAUGUACUCCAAGACAUUGCUCCGAGAUGGCAGGAGGGAAAGCACGGUGAGCACGCUCUACCUUUCACCUUCCAACAUUGAGACUGGUCAGCAGAUCAUCUGUAAGGCCUCUAACAAGGCAGUGCCCAACGGCAAGGAGACCAGUGUCACUAUAGACAUUCAGCAUCUCCCACUUGUCAAUCUCUCGGUGGAGCCUCAGCCAAUUUUAGAGGGCAACCUUGUGAAAUUUCACUGCUCUGGAAAGGCCAACCCUCCAGUUUCACUCUACAGGUGGGCCAAAGGAGGAAACAUACUUAAGGAGGUCGCUGGGGACACCUAUGAGGUUAUUGUGGACCACUCAUUCUUCACAGAACCUGUUUCUUGUGAAGUUACCAACUCCCUCGGCAGCACCAACGUUAGUCGCAACGUUGAUGUCUACUUUGGGCCUCGCAUGGCUGCAGAGCCUCAGUCCUUGCAAGUUGACCUUGGAUCUGAUGCCGUUUUCAAUUGUGCUUGGACAGGAAACCCUUCUCUCACAAUAGUGUGGAUGAAAAGGGGAUCUGGAGUGGUUCUUAGCAAUGAAAACCUACUAACUCUGAAAAAUGUGAGGCAAGAAGAUGCCGGAAAAUAUGUCUGCCGUGCCGUGGUCCCACGUGUCGGAGCCGGGGAGAAGGAGGUCUCCCUUACCGUAAAUGGGCCACCUACAAUAUCCAGCACACAGACUCAGCAAGCUUUACAUGGAGAGAAAGGCCAAAUCAAAUGUUUCAUCCGGAGUACACCUCCACCAGACCGAAUUGCCUGGUCAUGGAAGGAAACUGUUCUGGAGUCUGGAACAUCCGGCCGCUACACUGUGGAGACCGUCAACACGGAGGAGGGAGUCAUUUCCACACUGACCAUGAGCAACAUUGUCCCAGCUGACUUUCAGACCAUCUACAACUGCACAGCGUGGAACAGCUUUGGCUCUGAUACAGAGAUCAUACGCCUUAAGGAACAAGGUGGGAGCCAAGAAUCUCUCCCGGUGGCUGUGAUCAUUGGCAUCGCCGUGGGAGCUUUCGUCGCCUUCAUUGUCCUAAUGGGCACCAUCGGCGCAUUCUGCUGCACCCGCUCCCAGAGAAAGGAAGUGCACCUGGUUAUGCCCUCACUGCCCGUCUCCAUCUGUGCUCACCAGAGAGAAGUUGCAAGCAAAAUUAAGACAGAAAAUCUGAAAGGAGUUGUGUCUGCAAAGAACGACAUCCGGGUGGAAAUCGUGCACAAAGACCACAAUGCAGCUCGUGAAAAUGAAGAACAUAACUCCAUGAAACAGCUGAUGGUGAGUGUUGAACGAGGAGAGUUCCAGCAGGAAUCUGUUCUGAAGCAGUUGGAGGUGUUACAAGAGGAGGAGAAGGAGUAUCAGCACAUUAAGGACCCUACAAAUGGCUAUUACAGUGUCAACACCUUCAAGGAGCACCACACGCCUACAAUGACAGGGAAUCAGACCACUGAGGCAAGGAACCCCACCAACACCAGUACCCUUGGUAAGCAGCGAGUGCCAACAGGCAUGUCCUUCACCAACAUCUACUCCACUCUGGGAGCAGGCCCCAACCGCUUGUACGACUACGGCCAGCGCUUCGUGCUGGGCAUGGGCAGCAGCUCCAUCGAGCUUUGCGAGCGGGAGUUCCAGCGUGGCUCGCUCAGCGACUCCAGCUCUUUCAUUGACACGCAGUGCGACAGCAGCAUCAGCAGCUACAGUAAGCCAGACGGCUAUGUUCAGUUCGACAAAGACAGCAAGGCGUCUGCCUCUUCCUCUUCCCACUACUCCCAAUCAUCCUCACAGAACUCGGACCUCACCCGGCCACUCCAGAAGCGCAUGCAGACCCACGUCUGACCUUCAGAAAGGGAAGGUGUUCCAAUGAGGCGCAACAAGCAGGAUUGUAAAACUGUUAUAGAUUCCUUUUGCAGGAGCCCCUGUAGUAUCAGUGUUCAAAGUGUUUCCUAUGGAUGCUCUGGGAUGCUGAAACGACGACUGGGCUUGAUGCACCUUGUAACUUGCUUAGACAUCAAAAUGUCCCCAAAAAAUGAAUCAAGAAGCCUUAUAUUUCCUUCAUGCUUAUAUCAUCAACCCCCCCACCCCCCCUUUUUUUUUUUUGACCCAAAAUACAGAUGUGCCACAGAGAGUGCUUAUUUGCCAACAUAGACUACAAGUUUGGAGACUGAACCUACAAUACAACAUUCAGAUUGUUAAGGGAUCAGGGAGCAGGAUUUCAAGGCUGUGUGACAAUCAGAUUUGCUUCCUCAAGAUUGAUAUACAGAAGAAAAGUGAGCGUUCGGCACAGCACUCUGCACAAACUGCCAGAUAAUAAGAAAAAGCCAACGUCCUGCUGCCCCCAUGUAGAUUGAAGCACAACAAUGAAUGUGCAUGCUGUUUUCUACCUUUUAAAGCUAUAACUUUGCAACACCUUGCCUCUUCAAAACCCUGUCUGUUAAGGUUAAGUUGUAGGUGGAAGAAAACUUUCCCAACAUGCUGGGAAACGUCAAAAAGAAUGCCUGUGUUUUCUCCCUCUUUCUGUAUCUGAGAUGCACAGCUGAGCAGAUAAAGAAGAGCUGGGUUGUCAAUUGAAAUCCCUGAGCCCUGUUUUCACUUUCACUGCGAUAGAAGAACAUCAAUGUACAUAUAUGACUAAUUUUGUUUCCAGCAUCUAAUUUUUUUGACUCUUAUUUUCCACAUGGAUGACGGUGAAUUAUAUAUGAGCCCCUUUUCAUGUUCAUAUCUAUUUUGCCUUGAGGGUCUGUUUGAACUGGGUCAAUGCUAACUCACUAAGUGAGAUAGACAAACAGUAUCAGCUUUCUGGUUUAUGUAGAGCUGCCUCCAACAUGAUGUUCUGAUACCAAAUCCAGUUCCAAGGCACAUGAAAGCUUACAAAUUGCGACUUGUGUUGCAUGUGUCAGUUUUUCCAACUAAAACUACAGAUUAUCAACAACACUGAUAAAUGAAAGUAAACAUAUUUUAGCUACUUGCUGUGUGAAUAUACCAUCCAUAUAGUCAGUAUCACUGUUGACACUGGGGCUUAGUGCAUCCUGACUGCAUACCUACUUGUGAUUGUGCUGAUCGAACAUGACAAACAGAUAUAUAGACGGUUUUAUUUAUUUUUCUGCUUUUAUUUUGGCUAUGAAGACAACGGUGGAAAGUUAAUGGCUGUUUUCUUCUCUUCUGUAUAUGACAUAUUUUAUGCAGUGCCCAAUUAAUAAUGUUGUACUCAACCUUCAGCCAGCCAGACACUAACCUUACACCAAAAUUUAAGUGAACUUGUUGGCAAAGCCCAUCAUAAUUUUUAGGGGGGGUUUUGGGAAAAACACAUAUUGUUGUCCAGAGAGUUUUUUUAAGCACUGAACCCCUGGGAAUCCCAAUAGCCACUAAGCCAAAGCUAAUGAUCAGAUCUAUUUGUUUCUAACCAAAUCUAACACAGUCAUAUUUUGUUUUUCACUGCGGGAUUAAAACAAACGUGGAAAAGUGCAGCAUGAACAGUGGCUUGUGACAAUAUUUACACCAACAUUUUAAUGUUUCCUCACAAUAUAACUUUAGCUUCAAUGUAUUUAUUGGGAUUUCAUGUGACAGACCAACAUGAAGUAGAUAUAAAUGUGACGCAGAAGGAAAAGGAUACAUAGUUUACAUAUUUGCUUUACAAAUAAACAUUGUAGAAACAUUUAUUUUCAGCCUCCCUGAGUCAAUACUUUGGGCAACCACCUAUCACUGCAGUUAUAGCUUCACAGUUAUAACUUCAUAGUUUAUUUCUGCCUGGCCAUCCUAAUACAAUAAUUUAAUUUGAUCUAAACCACUCCAUUGCAUCUCUGUCUAUAUGUGUCUUGUUGUUGUCUUACUAAAAGGUCAACCUCUUUUAUUUAUUUCAGGCUUUCCCUGUUUCUAGCUCCAUUCAUCUUGCUACAAGUUCUGAUAAGCUUCCGUGUUCCUGCGGAAGAAAAGCAUCUUCCCAUGUUGGUGCUGCCAUCUUAUUUUUCUUUGGAGACGGUAUAUUCAAGGUGAUGUGUAGUGAUUGUUUUUCUUUACGCAUAACAUUUUGCAUAAAGGCCAGAAGGUUCAGCUUUUGUUUCAUCUUAGCAAAAUACCUUCUUCCACACGUGGGCUCUGUCCCCUAUAUUGCUAGUGGCAAACUCCAAACUGGACUUCUUAUUGCAUUCUUCCACCAAUGGGUUUUACGUUUUAACUCUUCACCCCACAUUUGUGGAGUGCACAACUAAUAGUAGUCCAGUUGACAUAGCAUCCCAACUGGGCUGUGGGACUCUGAACACCUUUAGAGUUGCCAUUGGUCUCUUGGCUGCUUCUCUGAUAAAUGCUCUCAUUGCCUGGCCUAUCGGUUUAGCUGGAAAGCUCUGCUUAUUCCAUUUGUUUUGAUGAUUGCAUGAGCAAUGCACUUCAAGACUUCCGAAGCUUGGGACACAGCUUUUUAACUUGCUAAAAGGUAACUUCUGAUUACAAUUGAUUGCACUGAAUUUUAUUUAGGGGGUCUCAGAGUAAAGGGGACUCAAUACAAUUGACAGCUGUUGCUCUUAAGAUUAUUAUUUGCAAAACUGCUUACAAACAUUUAUCAUUCUUCCUCAACUUCACAGUUAUGUAUACUGUGUUGGUCUAUGACAUAAAAGCUCAAUAAAAUACAGCAAAGGUAGUUUUUUUUAACGUUGCAAAAAGUUCAAGAGGUAUGAAUAUUUUUGCAAGGCACUGUGUGUUAUGCAGUACAACACAUUGGAUACAAACAUUCAGUACACGCUUUUUUGUGUUUCCCCUGCACUUGAGAGGUUUGCUCUGGUUUUACUUUGGAAUUACAUUUGUUUUAAUUAUCUCAUUAUUUUGAGAGAUAAACUCCUGGAACAGUUAUAGAAAUCAAAAAUGUUUGCUCAUUUUUAUUUUAUUUUUUUUGUUUGGUAAAUACAUGUAUGUACUACAGGGUACAAUUGGGUUCCAGGAUCUCUUAUCCAAUCAAUUAGUUGCAUUAUUUGUUUGCUUAGUUUCAAUUGCUGCAGUCAGUUCACUGGGAUCAUCCUGUGUGAAACUCCAAUUCCUGAACCACCAAGCACUGUAACUGAACAGAAGCAAGUUGUUGUUGUAAGCACUUUACAUGAUCAUACUCAAGGUAUUUGAAUGGUUUUUUUUCUACUUGAGUGGUACUGGUUUGGACUAAAUUUACAAAUGGAUUGGUGCCCAUUGUACAGCUUAAGACAAAAAGCUCUGUUUUAAUGCUGAUAAUCCUGCUUGGUAUUUAGCAGACUGUAAAUCUCUAAUACUGUAUUUCUCUGUAUAUAUAUGUAUAUUUUCUUCCUGGCUUUUCUUUUUCACUCAGAUUUCUCAACAACAUAUUAGAGCUCAAGAAACAUAUGGCUUAAAAACUGCGCUUAGAGCCGAUAAUGCUCUCUUUGUUUCCUUUCCAAAAAUUUCAUCAAGCCUGUCUAUUUCUAAUAAAUUACACUGACGGCUCACAGGAGCUGCUGUCUCUUUCUGAAAGAUCUCACCGAGAGAACCAACACUCUGCACACUGAGCACACAUGAGGCUAGAAGAUGGGCUAAGGACAACUUUAAAUGAGAUGUAGUAAGAGGUUGUUAUACUGUCAGCCUUUGGGAGAGAUGUCCAGAUGCUCAGCAAUAUAUUGCAUUCAGAAACAUGAUGACAGUCAAGUAUGUCUGUGUCAUUUAAUUUUUUAUCUAUUUAUUUUUCUAAGUACUUACAAGUGUGUUAUUGUUUAUUCUUAAAUAUUAGUAAUUGCAAUAAACAGGGUUGCAAAGCAGAAUGGGGAACGUAUUUGAUUUUAGUGUUUUCCAGGUUUGGAUAGGUAUGGAACAGAGUAUGGAAACAUUUUGUAUUUUUCAAACAUUAUUCCCAGCCUGUUGUCUUAAUGUCUCUAUCCAUCCAUCCAUCCAUCCAUCCAUCCAUCCAUCCAUCCAUCCAUCCAUUCAUCCAUCCAUCCAUCCAUCCAUCCAUCCAUCCAUCCAUCCAUCCAUCUAUCCAUCCAUCAUACACUGUGGUUUUGCAGGUUCUAAAUUAGAAAUAUAUUGGCAAAGAAUUAUGUGAAACCUCAAAAGAAUGUAUAGGAACCCGGAAAUACAGUAACUACAGUGAUCUAUAUAAAUCUUUCUAGACAAAUGUGGCAUUCAUCUAUUGUUUUAGUAAUUUCAUGAUCACAUUUACAAAAUCUGUCAGAGCCCAGAUUUUUAUCAACUUUCCACUCAUGAAUUGGAUAACUUUGUCGUUCUCCAUGAACGUAAGCUUCUGCACUGAUCCAAACCUAAUACAUUUUCCCAGUCCAACGAAGCUGCACACUGCACAGCAAACAGAUAAAUAUUUGAUAGGCUUGCCUUCUGUCUCAUUCACCCCCAAAUGGCAACAGCUAUGGCAGGGAUGGGAGUACUACAGCAUUCGAGUGCCAUGUUGGUGGCUGGAAAUCGAAGCUCAUGUUGGGGAUCUACAUGUGCCCCGUUCACCUGUGGACAACUCACCGGCUGCUGCUGGCGCAGCCUGUUUGCCUGGCUGGGAGCUGUACACAGAUGCCAGGGCAUAACAGAUGAUUAAACACAGAAACCCAGAACAAUUACAAGGGGUUGCUGCCCUUUCGUGAUUAAACAGGACAAACCUCUCAGAGCGUAGGAUGCAGGGUAGUCCAUUAUUUAGGUAUGCUGAGGACAAGCCUCUAAUAACUCUUUCAAGGUGGAAGUCUGAGCUCAUUAGCAUGGCAUCGUGAAAUGGGUUCACUGCACUACAAAUUCUUCUCAGUCUGAAUAAACUGAACACAAUGCAAAAAGAAAUAGAACAUUCCCGCGGUAAAUAUCUUGCCAUUGAUUGCAAACCAAAUCCCAUCAUCUAAGCACUCCCUGUGUGUAUGAUAGGUGUUAAUGUCAGUGGUGGAGCCCAUUAGAGCAGGUGUCAUUCGAGACAUUCAACUGAUCUUCACAAGCCUUUUUUUACUCUGUAAAUGCUUUCUGUAUUUUUCUCUCCCAUUUUUUUCUCUUCUACCAAUCCAAGCUUUUUAGUACUGUGAGAAAAUACAAGCAUAAGACCGACACUCAAAUAGUACCUUCAGUUAAUCCUCAAAUUUUUGUAUUAGCUGUCAGACCGGCAAUGAGUUGGGUUUGGGUAAAAAGUAAAAGCGUCACGGAAAAGCCUCAAUUGAGUCCAGAUCUCUGUGAUUAGUCCAGCUGCUUUGUUCUCCUGAUGAUAGCACUGGGACAUGACACAAGGUACUUAUAGUCAUGGUAAAAAGACAGUAGGACAUCUUUCAGUUCUAAGGUUGAUACUUGUUAUCAGGUCCAAACCAAGUACUGAAAUUAUAUUAAUCUAAGCUGAAGUGUACCACAACCCGGUUUCCACCAUUUUAUUGCUCUUUAUUGCUGUCAUAUGUUAUUUAUUAAACAAAAAUGAAGCCAAAAUAUAAAGGUGAAAAGCAAUGUUACCAUGAUAUGUACAUAAUACAUGAAACUCCAGAAUCUAAAGGGUGUGUACUUUCUUUUUACCAUGAAUAUACCUUCGAGCAGUGGUGGUUUUUGAUGUGGGUGGCAUGGUUUACCUCCCAAGCUGGCAUGGUAUUUGAUGUGGCACAGGUGAUUAAAGUUAAAAAGUUAUGUCCUUUGAGCACCAGAGGAGUUUUCUAGUACUUAUUACAUGUUCAGUCAGUUUGGAGUUACGUCCAUCUGUACUGAGUGUGAGAUAUACAAGAAAAAAACUUGUAAAUACAGUGGGUCACUAAUUACAAGCUGGGAUCUGAUUUGCAGCAACUAAUUAGGUACUAAUUUAGAAGGCUACUUCUGGUCUGCAUUUGAUUAUCUCUACUUAAAAGUAAAGAAAACAAAUACUUGACUGAAUUGUUCUGAAUUGGAUUGCUCUGAACAACAUUUCUUUAAAACAUAGUGUUAGAUUUAUGAAAACUUUAUUCUAAUUUUAAAAACGUGAAAAAGACCAGAGGGGCAUUGGGGCGGCGCAGAAGGAGUGACUCGCCCAUUCAACCAAGAACCACCACUACUUUAGAGGGCCAUUUCAAGAACUGUAUAAAUAGUAACCAUGCACAUACAGUAACUUUGAUAAGACGAUGUGUAAAUGAUUUUGGGUCAACCAUCAUUUCUUGGCAGUGGUUGUCAUCUAUGUGUAAAAAGAAAAAAAAAGAAAAACGGUUGUAUUUUAACUGUACUGGUCUGUGAAUCUAUGAUGCUUUUGCUCUGUAUAUUUGGAAAAUAAAACAGAUGUUUGAGUUUG